Messenger RNA from Humulus lupulus (European hop), 898 nucleotides. RefSeq names its product small ribosomal subunit protein uS17. Gene Ontology annotation, molecular function: structural constituent of ribosome. The transcript has 6 exons. Gene Ontology annotation, cellular component: cytosolic small ribosomal subunit; ribosome. NCBI's taxonomy places the organism in Eukaryota, Viridiplantae, Streptophyta, Magnoliopsida, Rosales, Cannabaceae. The record is from RefSeq and is a predicted model, not a curated record. Gene Ontology annotation, biological process: translation. The coding region runs from base 144 to 623 and encodes 159 amino acids.
GAAGCCCACACGCAUAAAAGGCCCGUUUCCCCCGUCAAUAUCUCUGAGCUUAGAUUAGGGUUUUCGUCACUUUGAGCUGAAGUAUCCCUACAACGCCUCCUCUGCGAAUUUGCUAGCGCACAACCUCUCUACACUCCGCAACCAUGGCCGAGCAGACCGAGAAGGCGUUUCUUAAGCAACCCAAGGUGUUUCUAAGCUCCAAGAAAUCUUCCAAGGGGAAGAGACCUGGAAAGGGAGGGAAUCGUUUCUGGAAAAGCGUUGGAUUGGGUUUUAAGACCCCCAGGGAAGCCAUUGAUGGAACUUAUAUCGACAAGAAGUGCCCAUUUACCGGAACUGUUUCUGUUAGGGGACGUAUUUUAGCUGGAACUUGCCAUAGUGCUAAGAUGGUUAGGACCAUCAUUGUUCGGCGGAACUAUCUUCAUUUUGUCAAGAAAUACCAAAGGUAUGAGAAGAGGCACUCGAAUAUCCCAGCUCACAUCUCACCUUGCUUCCGUGUGAAAGAAGGUGAUCAUGUGAUUAUUGGGCAAUGCAGGCCAUUGUCAAAGACAGUGAGGUUCAAUGUUUUGAAGGUGGUUCCUGCUGGAUCAUCAGGUGGUGGGAAAAAGGCUUUUACUGGACUGUGAGACUUGAACUCUCCGAUAGUUCGUUAGGCUGGCAUUACAAAGAAUGUCUUGGAUCAAGUGAUAUAUCUCCUUUGUGUGCACCUAUCAUUAAUAUCUCUUUAUCUCAUUGGUUUUCUACCUAUGCAAUUACAGUUUUGGUUGAAUUUAUUUUUGUUCGACUCAUUGUGGUAUUGUUGGUAAACUAGUAAUAGGUCAAGUUCACCUUAGGGGCAUGUAUUGUUGAACUAAGUUAUUAACUUUAAAUUUAUUUAGUAGUAGAGUUUUUUUUUGAGAAA